AUGGCAGACGAAGUUUCUAGACCAUUGCCUGCACGGUUUGGUCGGGUUCAUAUGGAUACUAGAUAUGAAUAUGAAGGGCAUACGAUGUACCCGCCACAACAAGAGAUGACCGAUACAAAACAAGAAAAGGUGGAGCAAACUCCGAGUGAGAAAUCUAAUGAAAUUGCUAUCACGUAUGAAGCAGUCUUUCCUCCCGAUGAUGAAAAAGCUAGGUUCAACGAUUGGCCAUUUGCACUUCUUUUCUUUGUUGUUCUAAUUGUGUUCAUAGCGGCAGCGUCGCUGGUUUUGAGAGCCUCGGUUCGAGAUUAUUUACAAAUGGGUUCUAUAAGGUACCAAGGGAGCAGCAAUUUAGGGCCUUCGAACUAUGUUGCGCUACUAUUUCUUCCGAGCAUCAUAGCACUUUGCUUCGCCGGUUUAGGAUUUACUCUUUGUCAGCUCUUCCCUGCAUUCUUCAUCUAUUGCGGAAUGAUAAUUAAUCUUUUGACUGCAUUCGGAAUAGCUGUAAUGUUUUUGGUGCUAAAAUAUUGGACUGCAGGUGCCGUAUUCCUGGUAUUUACUUUGAUAGGUGUGUGGUGUUAUUGGAAUAUGAGAUCAAGAGUUCCGUUCAGUGUAGCCCUGCUCAAAACUGUGGUUCUUGCCAUGAGACAGAUGCCUCAGACAUUGUUAGUCUCCUUGAUCGGUUCGUUAGUAGGUAUCGUAUUUUCCAUUAUCUUUUCAGCGGCAAUUGUAGCAACAUAUAUGGAAUAUGGGCGGAAAGUUUGCGACAUCAAUGUUGAUGAUUGCUCACGGGCAAAAUUGAUUGGACUUCUAGUGUGUGUUUUCUUCUCUGGUUUCUAUGUCGGUGAGGUGAUAAGAAACGUAAUCCAUUGUACGGUUUCCGGAGUGUUUGGUUGCUGGUAUUACACAUCUGGAUCUAAAAAUAAGGGACCUAAAUGGCCUGCAAUGGGAUCAUUGAAAAGAGCUAUGACUCGUUCCUUUGGAUCUAUCUGUUUUGGGUCCUUGAUAGUAUCUAUCAUUGAGACCCUUCGGCAAUCCUUAAGAUUAAUUAGAGAAAGCUUGCAACUCGAUAGUGAUUUAGAUGGUUGUGGAUCUGUAGGAUUCUUCGCCAUUGAUCUAAUUAUCUCUUUUUUGGAUUUCUUAGUCAGGCAUUUUAAUCACUAUGCAUAUUGCUUCAUUGCACUCUAUGGUAAACCAUAUUUGAAGGCGGCAAAGGAAACAUGGCACAUGAUGAAAUACAAAGGAUUUGACAUUCUAAUUAAUGAUAAUUUGAUCAACAUCGCUUUGGGACUAUAUUCUCUGUUCGCUGGAUAUAUGUCAGCAUUGUUUGCAUUUCUUUACCUGCGAUUCACAAGGCCUGAUCAUAACAUUCUAACAGAUUUCAAUGUUUCUGUCAUGGCAAUAUCAUUUUUCAUUGCUCUUCAGAUCUGUAAUAUUACUAAUGAAACCAUAAGAUCUGGUGUGUCCACUUUCCUUGUAACCUUAGGUAAUGAUCCUGAAUUGUUCAAAGCAAAGUAUCCACGAAGAUUUGAAGAGAUAUUCGGAGCGUAUCCAAAUGUCCUAAACAAAUUGGAUCAGCGGGACGUCUAA
Molecule: messenger RNA, 1587 nt
Organism: Zygosaccharomyces rouxii
Lineage: Eukaryota; Fungi; Ascomycota; Saccharomycetes; Saccharomycetales; Saccharomycetaceae
Gene: PNS1
Product: Pns1p
Exons: 1
Coding region: 1-1587 (528 amino acids)
Biological process (GO): transmembrane transport
Cellular component (GO): plasma membrane
Molecular function (GO): transmembrane transporter activity
Source: RefSeq, a predicted model, not a curated record